UUUUGUAAGUGAGAAAAAAGUUGAGAUGUUCAAAAGUUUAGUGAUAAACUCUUUUUUUUACAGCUCCACAUGAAGUUGACGUCAUCAGGGAUGCCAUGUUAGAAAUCGAGACCGUAUCCUGUAUACGCUUUCGUCAAACAGCCAACAUUUCUGAGCCUCAGGUUGCUAUAAGACGCAUUGGUGCUGAAGGGUGCUAUUCUGCAUUGGGCUUCCAGCAUAAAGUUCAACUUUUAAACUUGGACACAAACUGCACGGAAAAGGGCGUUGUUCAACAUGAGCUCCUCCAUGCACUUGGUUUUGUGCACAUGCAAUGUGAUCCGCGCCGAGAUGAUUAUGUAACUAUCAAAGAAGAAAAUAUCAUACCUGAAAAAAAGUGUAAUUUUAAAAAGUUCGAUGCUAGAGAUGUAACAGAUUUCGGUGUGCCGUAUGAUUAUUCCAGCAUUAUGCACUAUGGUUUAAAGGCAUUCUCCAAGAAUAACCAACCAACAAUAGUUCCAAAACUAAAUACUGCUAAAAUUGGUCUGACACAGCUAAGCACUUUGGAUAUUCUUAAAUUAAACAUAGCCUAUUGUUGACUAAUGAAUCAAGACUAACACUCAUCAAUUGCCUUUAUUCGAAAUUUACUUUUGAGCAAGUAUACUUUUAUAAUUUACAUGUUCUAUACGUAACAUGUAAAUUAUAUACACUUGACUAUUAAU
This is a messenger RNA of Drosophila busckii, 698 nucleotides long. Its product is annotated as zinc metalloproteinase nas-14. The transcript has a single exon. Gene Ontology annotation, molecular function: metalloendopeptidase activity; zinc ion binding. Bases 96 to 575 code for a protein of 159 amino acids. The record is from RefSeq and is a predicted model, not a curated record. Gene Ontology annotation, biological process: proteolysis. NCBI's taxonomy places the organism in Eukaryota, Metazoa, Arthropoda, Insecta, Diptera, Drosophilidae.